AUGAUGGAUCAGCUGAAUGAGACCUAUAGACAAUUGCAAGAGAGGCCAAUAGACUAUACUAGUAAACUUCCGCCGAAACUAGAGCGUCGCUAUAUUGUGGCGGGAGGUUCGGUAAGGCUUGCGGGUGGUUUCGUCGUGCUUCAGCUUCUAGCUCGUGGUAACCUACCGGAGAGUAUUCGAAUUAUUGACAUUCGGAAGACCGAGCGCAAUGACAUGCGUUCCGGACGGGCUACAGAGAUCGAAUCUGUACAGAUAUCACAUCAUCCGAUCCUGUCGAUGCUGCUUUUGCACCUUCGGAACGGUCUAUGUAAAUUUCAGUAUACAUUUCCGGAAGCCGUCAACGUGAUAGGGACAAAGAACGGGCUAGUAGCCGCCCGCAGAACCGGUGUGGAUAUUUUUAGCUCCACAUCACCCGGGUCCAUAUCCAUUCGUCCUGUCGAAACGUUUGUACUCCCAUGGGCAAGCUCGCCACGAAAAUUUUGGCACAUUCUUGAUGUAGGCGACUUCAAUGCGCCUCUAAGAGGACGCGAGGGAUACUUCGCUAAUUACCCUGCUUCGAAAGCUGUUUCAGAAAAAGUUGUCUGUGGUUCGAAUAACGAGAACCUUCGCACCGGUUGCGUUCGUCCUGCAAAUGGCGUCUACGGACACCCGACAGAUAAUACCGUCGGGGACCCUCUUGGCAGAACUGUCUUACCUAGCUUUGUGCACGGCGCGAAUGUACCCAUUACGCACCUACAGCACGAAGCAGCGCUUGCUCGGCCUUGGAUAGAGAGCUUUAGACAGGCGGGCCGUCCAUUCGUAGUAACAGACCCUAACCCACUAAUGUACAGUGAUCUGUAUAACGCGAUCGAAAUUCUCUCAGUGCACCCAUUUCGCAUUAUCGAGGUGCCACCCGUCAUCUAUGCUGAAUUACCUUAUAAGUAUCCGCUUUUACGCAAAGUACUACCUGAACUUAAAGGUGAUAUCAAACACCUCAAGCCGGGGAUUUUCUCGAUAUGUACUCAUCUAAUCGCAUCGAAUGACGAGAUUAGGAAGCCGGUUUCUCAAGGUGAUUUGGGAUAUACCGGUGUACUCAUUACGCUAGAGAGAAUGUCGUUAGAUAUCCUAGAAUGUAAUAAAGAGCAUGUCGAUGAUGUCAAGAUGAGAAAGGCCUACACAACGUCAGUCUCCCUAGCAGAACAAAUUCAGGAGCUCUAGUUAGUGCGAGGCAGUUCUGUCUCCAGUUGGCAAUGAUAUGCAACCUCACCAAUGCAAUGACAAAUGCGAACAUACGCACUCAUUCCGUCGUUUUGCAUAUUCAAGAUAUUUCCUAUUAUAAUGGUGAAGACAAUUCCGCAUAUCCCAUCUGUGCGGUGGCUCUGCAUGUGUCAAGUUCUGUGAGCAACACCAGCAUUGCUGAUACUGAUUAUGCGCAUAUUGAUCUACCUAGGAGUUAGCUGAAGGUAGGUAGCUAACGCAUAACUUACAGUCCGCAAAUCGCAAGGUUGUUGACGUUUGAAUUGUGCUUGCGAUUAUAUUAUCUGCAUUGUCACAGCAUCCAUUCUCGGAAUAGAUAUUCGAAGAAUUGAUGGCUCCUUAGUGAAAGUAAUCGGCACCGAGGGGUCGUAUGCAAAAUGCAAAAUGCAAAAUGUAAAAGGACUUUUCAUCAUUUCAAUUGGAGGUUUUCGUCAUUUCUUUGUUGGUUUGCCUAAAGUUAGGAGGUAGACAUGGCAUUGCAUUGCAUUGCAUUGCAUGUUUCUGCCUCUUAUGUUACUGGCUUUCUCAAUUGGCCUUUUUUUUUUUUGCUCCGCCCUUUUCUUUAUUAAAUUAAAAUAACUUUCGAUUUGCGGUGGAUAGGUAGAGAUCCAAGAUUCUGUCUAGAUAACCCCGGAUUCGUGAGUCGAUGGGCGAGUUCGCAACCUUUCA
Molecule: messenger RNA, 1905 nt
Organism: Daldinia loculata
Lineage: Eukaryota; Fungi; Ascomycota; Sordariomycetes; Xylariales; Hypoxylaceae
Product: NAD(P)-binding protein
Exons: 5
Coding region: 1-1197 (398 amino acids)
Source: RefSeq, a predicted model, not a curated record